This is a messenger RNA of Lucilia sericata (common green bottle fly), 2274 nucleotides long. Its product is annotated as UDP-glycosyltransferase UGT5-like. The record is from RefSeq and is a predicted model, not a curated record. The coding region runs from base 589 to 2193 and encodes 534 amino acids. Lineage: Eukaryota; Metazoa; Arthropoda; Insecta; Diptera; Calliphoridae. Gene Ontology annotation, molecular function: UDP-glycosyltransferase activity. The transcript has 5 exons.
UUAGAUUAGAGAAUGGGAUAUAGUCCAGAGUUAUAGACAAAGUUAUAGUUAGACUAUAGAUUGAGCUAUAGUUCAGACUAGAAACUGAACUAUAGUGAGAUUAUAUACAGAACUAUAGACAGUUUAUAGACAGAACUAUGACAAUUGUUUUAAAAAAACGCAAGUUAAAUUAUUUAUUUAGUACAAGUACCUAAUGAAUGAGUAAGUAGUAGUUGUAAGAAUUUGUUUAGUGAUUAGAAUUUUAUAUAUAUUUGUUCUUCCAACUGCCGAUUUACACAUCAACGUAAAGCAUGAAUUGCAGUUUUUUUGAUAAAUUAACAAAAUAGGAAAUAAAUUUAGAACGCAGAUAUAGUUUUCAAUUUAUUUAAUUUCUCUAUUAUCAAUUUAGUAGUUGAUCAAACACUGACGAUCAUAAUACUAUAGUGCACCUUGUCCGAGUCAAGGCAAUCAUUUCAAUCAUUUCAUCAUCAUCAGUAUCGGUAGAAAUAUUUCAAUUAAGAGAGAAUAGUUUUUCCACACAUUUAUUAUUAUUUGCCUGUGAAAGUGCGGUUCAUUAAGUAGAAAAGUUAAUGAAAUUAAUGUGAAAAAAUGCACCUCAAAUAUUUAAUAUGUUCAACAUUAACAAUUUCCCUCCUCUGGAUGCUGUGUAUAAGUCCAGCUCAAGUUGAGAGUUCAAAAAUUCUGGCAGUAUAUGUAUUUCCCGGUAAAAGUCAUUUCAUGAUGCACAAAACCAUCAUAAAGGAACUUAUACAGAGAGGUCAUCAAGUGACAAUGAUAACAGCUUUCAGCUUAAAGGAUUUAAAAUUGGGAGCCAACUAUACAGAAGUUUUGAUAGAACCAGUUUAUGAUUUUUGGAGUGAUAUUAUACAAUCCUUUAAAGCCGACAAUAUUUUCGAAUUAUCCGAAAUGCAAUUUUUCGAUUUUCUAAAAAUGUUGGAUAUACUCGGUAUGAAAACCACCGAACAUGCCUUAAAACAACCCAACGUACAAGAAAUCAUUAAUCAUCCCCAGCCGAAGGGACAAUAUGAUUUACUAUUGGCCGAACAAUUCUAUCAGGAACCCUUUUUAGCACUGUCCUAUAUAUACGAUAUACCUGUAGUGACUAGCAGUACUUUGGGUUAUGAAAAUCAUAUGAGUCAAAUGAUGGGCGUGAUAACGCCCUGGUCAUUUGUACCCCAUGGUUUUUUGCCCCUGACCGACCAUAUGGGUUUUAUGGAACGUCUUAAAAAUAGUUAUUAUUCACUGGCAGAAGAUUUAACUAGAGAAUGGGAUUUAUUUCCGAAAAUGGAUAAAUUGGUGCAGCAAUAUUUUGGUCAUUUGAAAGUUAAUAUUCCUCCCGUUUCCCAUAUGGAAAAGAAUAUCUCGUUAAUGCUGCUUAACAGUCAUACACCUUUAACCACCUCCCGGCCCUCAAUUACCGGUAUGGUACCCAUAGGAGGCAUGCACAUCUAUCCACCCAAACAACUGCCAGAAGAUAUUAAAACAUUCUUAGAUGAGGCUGAAAAUGGCGUCAUUUAUUUCAGUUUGGGCAGCAAUGUUCAAUCGAAAGAUAUGCCUACUGAAAAGCUUCAAAUAUUCCUUGAAGUCUUUGCCUCCAUGAAAGAGCGCAUACUUUGGAAAUUUGAAAAUGAAAGUAUAGCCAAUCUACCACCAAAUGUCAUGAUUAAAGCCUGGUUACCACAAGCCGAUAUAUUGGCUCAUCCCAAUGUCAAAGUCUUCAUUACUCAUGGUGGUUUGUUUGGCACUCAGGAAGGAGUUCACUAUGCCGUACCCAUGUUGGGUAUGCCCAUCUAUAGUGAUCAACAUUUAAAUAUGCGCAAAGCUGUACAAAGCGGUUAUGCCAUUAGUCUACAUUUUCCCGAUAUAACUAAACCAAUUUUAAAAGAUUCCCUGGACAAAUUACUUUACGAUCCCUAUUAUCGUAAUAAUAUCAAGAGAAUUUCGAAAAUUUUCCAUGAUCGCCCUUUGGGUGCUCGUGAAACUGCCAUGUAUUGGAUUGAAUAUGUUAUACGACAUAAUGGUGCUACCCAUUUAAGAUCAGCUGGUUUAGAUCUUAAAUGGUAUCAAUUCUAUUUAUUGGAUGUUAUAGCUUUCGUUAUAGGUUGCAUUGUACUGAUCUUGACAUUGUCUUGGUUUGCCUUGCGUUUGAUAUUAUAUCGUAAACCCCUUGAGAUGAAAUCUAAGAUGCAGUAAUUGUAUUUUUUUGGUUUUAAUAUGUAUUUUAUUGUAAAAUCUAUAGUAUUAAUAAAAAAUAUGGAUUUAAGUAUAAAACUA